CACAGACAGCCAGUACUACAACAACGCAACUAACAUGAACAUCAUAAGAAGAAGUCUUAGUUCGGCAGCUCCAGCUCAAGCUGUGGCCAGGAAACUCAAAUUCACCGGCGAAAUCAAAUUAAGAGCACCCAUCGUGCCUACCCACCAAAACUUCGAUGUCAACCCCAACCAUCCAUUAUGGCAAUUCUUCCCUGACAAAACCACGGCUCUCCGUGAAUCAGAACAAUUAGACUUGGAAUCUAGAGAAUGGACCAUGAACGAAUUACGAAGAAAGUCCUUCGACGACUUGCACAAGAUCUGGUACUUGGUUUUAAAGGAAAGAAACAUCCUCGCCAGAGAAGUUAGAUUAGGUGAAGCCGUUUAUGCCGAUACUUCCAAGUUCAUUGAACUUGACGAGAAAUUAGUCAAGGUGCAAAAGAGAGUCAAGAACACCUUGUUAGAAAGACAGGUUGCCUACGAACGUGCCCAAUUAUUACAAGAACAACAAGACCUGUACUUGUCUGAAUUCAAACAAAGAUUUAUAAACUGCGAAGAAUCGGAAUCCAACGACUAUUUUGACAAGUUGAUCAGAUUACAAUACGCUUUCUUCGGUAUCAAACCAGACAUUCAAGAUUUCGACAUAGACCACGACAUAAAUGUCAAGUUUGCCCAAGGGUUGAGCUACAUCGCCGACAUAAAAUUACAAAGAUAUCUCAAACUUAACCCAGACUUACAGUUUGCCCCACUUAACGGAGUCAUGGAGGAAUUACCAUUCUUGUUGAACGACACUGCUGAUGCUAUUGAAGAGGUUAAGGCAUUGAGAGAAUCAGGACAAUCCGUCAAAUUGCAAAAGAUUCAAGUCUUGCCUUUCUUGCGUAAUGCUAUUGAAAAUGUCUUGAAGGUGGUUGAAAACGAGCAAGAAGAAGAUUAAAUUAUUAUAACUUGUAUAUAAAUAUAUUACUGUCGAUACUGUACUGUUCU
Spathaspora passalidarum NRRL Y-27907 is the source of this 960-nucleotide messenger RNA. RefSeq names its product mitochondrial 54S ribosomal protein uL29m. Gene Ontology annotation, biological process: mitochondrial translation. Lineage: Eukaryota; Fungi; Ascomycota; Pichiomycetes; Serinales; Debaryomycetaceae. Gene Ontology annotation, cellular component: mitochondrial ribosome; mitochondrial large ribosomal subunit. The coding region runs from base 35 to 910 and encodes 291 amino acids. The record is from RefSeq and is a predicted model, not a curated record. The transcript has a single exon. Gene Ontology annotation, molecular function: structural constituent of ribosome.